Molecule: messenger RNA, 3626 nt
Organism: Podospora bellae-mahoneyi
Lineage: Eukaryota; Fungi; Ascomycota; Sordariomycetes; Sordariales; Podosporaceae
Gene: ATG13
Product: autophagy protein 13
Exons: 3
Coding region: 508-3204 (898 amino acids)
Biological process (GO): autophagosome assembly; protein localization to phagophore assembly site; mitophagy
Cellular component (GO): cytosol; Atg1/ULK1 kinase complex; phagophore assembly site
Source: RefSeq, a predicted model, not a curated record
UCUAGCUGCAGCUGCACGCUCCCGUUGCCUACUACGUGGAAGCACACUGGGGGAGCCCUAGAGCCUCAGCCGGCCGUCUGCCUUGGGACUGGGACUUGACCACUUAUCACUUUGUCGCCGUCGCCGUCACCGUCACCGUCACCGCCAACCAGCAUCCUCCCUCCCCCCUCCCCCUGAGAUCCGCCUUGGGCCAUCAUCCCCUCUUUCUCAAACUUCCCAUCCUGACCUAUCUCGCCGCCUAAAACGAUGGAUGCAAACACCCGCUGGAACCCUCCCACCUAAACAUCCACCCAUCCACCAUCCAUUAUCCACCUCCACAUCUGUCCCGAUCCGAACUUCUUGACAAACAACACUCGACACUACUUGCUUGACCUUGACUUGUUUCUCGAUAGCCAUCCUGCAACAUUACAACACAUUAACAACCUACCUACCUACCUACUACACAAUAUCCCCGUACCGAUGUAAAGGCCAUUGUCCCGACCCCAACCUCCAUCCUUAGCCGCAGCAAUGCAUCAACAAUCCCGUCACCCGCCCCGGGUGUCCUCCCCGGCAUCUUCUCCCCAGACAAACCCCACACGUACCAACAACCCGAGGGACCGCAUCCGCACCGGCUCGGACGCCGCAGCCCCGGGCAGUCCUCCGGCAUCUUCUGGCGCCGAUACUCCCCGGGAGACCAUCAAGAAGCUGGACCAGAUCAUCCAGAACGUCUACCUCAAAGCCGCUGUGCUCAUUCUAGGGUCUCGCGUGAACCUUGGGCCGACUUCCCGCCGGAACGCCGAUGGGACCAAGGUGGUGAACAAAUGGUUUUCUCUAGACACCGACGAUACCGAUGAUUUUCGGCAUGAACUUCGAGUAUACAAGACGUCCGGCUCUUUCGAGAGCCCUCCGCCGCCCCUAGUCAUCGAGACGUACAUCGAUGCCUCCAGCUUAAAUAGCAGCCAGAGCCUGGUGCUCAUCGACGACAACGGAAAGAGGUGGGAUGUUUUGGAAGCCCUGAAUCCUUCAGAAACAAGUGACGAUGGAUUUGGAAGCCGACGACCGCGAGCGCAGAAUACCGAGGUCGUCCUGGAGCGGUGGGCGAUUGAGCUCAAAGAUUUAUCAACAAACGGCCUUGGCGAUUUUGCCCCAACAUUACCGACAUUAUACAAGAGGGCCAUCAUGUUCUUUCGCACACUUUUUGUGGCAACACGCGUCACGCCCUGCUGGAAGUACUCGCAACAAGCGCUCGCCAAGGGAGUCCAUCCGGCACUUCAAGUCAAGUGUCGGGUGUCGACUGCAGAGCCCGAGUAUCUCACCACAUAUGACCCAUUACGACAGCCACUCCGCGAGGGAGAUGGGAGGGAGGCGGUGACCACAUAUGAUUUUGGAGAUCUUGACAUCCCCGUGGGCCGAUUUUCCGCCUCGGUCACUUAUCGAAACGAUUGCAACUUUCGGGUAGACGCUUCAGAAUCGUUGCUGAGCUCGCGCUUCAUGGUGGAGGAGAACUUCUUUAGGCCAACCAUCCAGCACCUGUCACGCAGGCAUGGAAGAUCGGACACGUAUGCCGAGCCGGGCUCACUCCCAGCUCACAGGCUCGGUCGUGAAACGCCGGGUCCCCAGCAGACGUAUGGCAGUCUGUCCACCUUCCAUGGCGAAGGGGCGCUGGGAACAAGCCCCAUCACUGCACUGAGACAGGUCCGCCCUAUUGGAUCCGACACGAGCUCCCCAUCAGAGUCUACUUCAGCCAGCGUGGAGCGGCCAAGUGCGCCACAUUCAUUACCUAUCCGUGGCGCUCUGACCCGACCUCCGUUGAGAACUGGGGAGGAAGGCUCUCGGAGGCCAUCCGUUUCUUUCCAGCCGUUCAAAGCUGGCUCAGUUUCAGGCUCUCCCAGACUUGCGGAUGCAGACGUGCCACCGUCCCCGCAAUCACUAUCGCGCCCGUCAGGACUCAGCCAGUUUAGUCGGUCUGGCAAUCGAUCAUCGCUGACAGCCGGAAUGGCUGCAUCAUUGCGGGGUCCCUCUGUACCUCCACAGGAUGUGCCUGUGGUGUCGGGAUCGCCCAAGCCUGGGAACCGGUACAGCAGCAGCUUUACUCACCGACGAGGGCGCCUUUCAUUUGGCGGGCAGAGCAGGGGCGAUGACGAUCAGGCCAGCAGCGGGAAGCAGAGCUUGUCAUCAUCCGCUCAACCUGGAUCGGGCCUUCUGACCGAAGCCGGAGGUAUCGCCAGCUCGGGUUCUUUUGUGACUGAUGACGAUAACAUCUCGGAAUUUCUCAAGGCCCUGGACAGCCACAAGACGCUCAAAAGCUUCGAAGUCAACAGCAAGGGCGAGUCCUCGGCCUCCAAGAGGACGGCCAACCAGCUGUCCAAGUAUCAGAUGAUGCGGGAAACGAACAAUGCCCUGACAGACUCGAUGGCGUCGUCGAUGCAUCUGCAGCGUUCUUCCAGCACGUCAAGCCGCCAACUCGGCAACGUGCCCAGCAUGGCAAACCCGGCUUCCAUGUCGACGUCUACCUCUCCUGGCAAGCCACUCUCGCCACACACCCCUCACACGCCAGCGAUUCCGUCUCGGCUGAGUGAGAAUUCUAUUAUUGAUUAUCAAGCUCCGGGGCAGGUGACCCGCCGUGCUGGUAGGAGUUCUGGUGUCACUGUUGCCGAGGAAGACGAAGCCGAAGAUAUGGAGACUCCUGUCGCGCAGGAGGGCGGGCGAGGCACGGGUGCUAUUGACAUUCCGCUAUCGCCCAGGUUGUACCAUGUAGGCAACCCGAACCGGCGAUCUAGCUCGGUGGUGCAGCAGCACCGUUCACUGGCGGCUGAUGUGGAUUCGUAUCCUGGCCAGCGCAGCGCCAGUGUUGAGGCGGGUGCAGACAAGGAUGUACCGACAUUGAGCACGCUGCUUGCCUAUCAGGGAGGUGCAGGCGGGCAGAGUUCUACUGCGGCAGAAGGCAGUAGCGCGGGAAACAAGGAUGGGAGUGAGAGUCUAGGAGAUGUGCCGCCGGCGGCUAUCGCCAGUCCUUUCGGUGGUCGGGGCGUGCGAUAUCCCGUCAGGACGAAUAGGCCAAACUCAUUUUCAUCGGCGAGGCUGGGCACCAGUGUGGAUGGCCCGGCGGAAGAGCCGUUGCUCUUUGAACUGAGUGAAUUGGGACCUGGGAGGAGGAGCCUAGAGGACGGAAGUAAUGAACGGGAACCGGGGUUGCGAGGAGUUUUGAGGAAAGGAUGGUCAUGAUCUUUUCCUGAGUUGUUUGAUUGGUCAUGUCAACUGUGGGCUACCUUUUUGUUUCUCUGGCGUUGCAAAGUGGAUUGUAUGUUAUGGGGGACUUAGGGGGGGGAUCAGGACAGGAACAACAGCGAGCGAUUGCUUUUUAACAUGGGGUUUGGUUUGUUUGAGUUAUGUCUCCAGAAAGAAUGAGAUGCUAGGGAUAUUAGGGAUUGGUGAGGUUGGGAUGGGUGGGUGGCAAAGAGAUUGUGAAAACCAAACAAACAGCAAGAAGAGGAACGGCAUAGCAUCGGAGCGAGCACAUGGAUGUUUGGAAGCGAUAGAGAUGGAGGAUGCAUGGAGCAUCAGCAUGAGGUGUAUUUACAAAUGGCAUUUGUAUACACCAUAUAUUUCUAUUAUUGUAUUGUAUAUGAUCUGGUGGGGGGUGUGUG